This is a messenger RNA of Adineta steineri, 1485 nucleotides long. NCBI's taxonomy places the organism in Eukaryota, Metazoa, Rotifera, Eurotatoria, Adinetida, Adinetidae. The record is from the annotation of a GenBank genome assembly.
AUGGCUGUUGCUUAUUUUGAACUUGCAACAACUGCUUGUCAUCAAUUACUUUCAUCAAAAGAAGAUGAUCAACAACAAUCAAUAAUUAUUUUUGAAGAUAUUAAUUUUAUUAAAGCACUUAUUCUUAAUGAACAUGAAUUGAUGGAAAUGAUAAUAAUGAUUGCUCAUUUUUGUUAUUUACUGCAUCCAUAUCUAGUUCUAUUACCACGUGUUGAAACAACAUUUCUUCCAGUACGUAUUCAAAAAUUUGUUUAUUCAAGUAAGACAAAAACAAAAAUGAAUCAAUCAACAAAUGUUGAAGUAUGUGGAAUCUAUCAUAAUAAUAUAUGUGGUAUAGGCCAAGAAGAAAUAUAUAAUCUUGAUUUAUGGACAUUUCCAGUGGAUAAUAAAAUCGAAGAACCAAUAUUUACAUUUAAAAGUAUUGUUAUUCAACAAGUUCAAGGUAUACAAUCUGGUCGAUGUAAUCAAGAUUUAAUUGAAUCAAUAGAACCAUUUAAUGAAUUAGCUGCUUACUAUGCUCAUAUGGCAAUUAAAGAUCUUGAUUUAAAUCAGCAGCAUCAUCCAUUAUUAAAUACAUGUCAUUCUCUUACUUCAAUUUUACAUUCGAAACAAAUAAUAACAUGGCAUUCAACACAAUUUCAUCUUAUUCAAUUAAUUGAACAUUUUCCUCAUUUAAAACCAUUUUUAAUAAUAUUAAACAAAUAUGGUUCACAUUUAAAAGAUAUUCUUAUUAAAUUUCUUCUAAGUGCAACUAAAACACAACAAAUUUCUCAUACUAUUUGUCAACAUUUACAAUUACAAUAUGAACGACAAACGAAAGAUGAUAAUUCAUUUGAAAAUUAUCGAUUACGUAUAUUCUGGUUAACUGAUAGUCAUUGUUCAGAUGUUUUAUCUAUUCUUGAUCUUCUUCUUAAUUUAUCACAACAAACAGGAAAUCAAGAUUUAAUAAAUUUUUUAAUUGCUCUUCGUCGUUUACUUGUUCCUAAUGGUCUCCUUUUAUUACUUGAAUUAGUUCAUAUUCCACUAUAUUUUGAUCUUAUUUUUGGUUUUAAUGAUCAAUGGUGGUCAUCAUCUGAUGAUGAUAAUUGUGCAUUAAAUAAUAUUCAACCAUGGGUGAUAUUAUUAAAACAAAUCGAAGGAUUUAAUAUUAUUGAAUCAACAUUAAAUCAAAAUGAAAAUAUUAUUUGUUUUGGAAUAUCAGUUUUAUUAACUACUUAUAAACAAGUAUAUAUUAUAUUUGCAUGGCAACUUGAUCAAGUAUUAUCGAAUGAAAAUAAUGACGAUUUAGCAUUGAAACAAAAUGAAGAACUUCUAUAUGGAUCAUUAUCACGUAUUCUUCAAACAAUUCAAAAAUCAUCAUCACAUUUUUAUCCAUUUGUAUAUUUUCUUACAGAUCAUGCCCAAUUUAAUAAUGAUUCUAAUCUUAAUAUAAUUCCAUCACCAUUUAUUGGUCUUGAACGAAGUUUAAUAACUGAAUAUGAAUGA